CACGCCACGGCCGGUAUUCCAACAGUAAUAUUUUGUACCUCAUUUAUUCAUCGAUUUUGCGGAUGGAGAAACAUGUAGAUGUGGCCAUUGUUGGCGGAGGCAUAUCUGGUUUAUCUGCGGCAUAUCACCUCUACAAAAAGGACCCAUCAUUGGAAGUAUGUGUUCUGGAGGCUAACGAUCGGGUUGGCGGACGAACACUGACCCUGCCUCUCCAGGGUAAAGACGGCACAGACUACUGGGACAUGGGCGGACAGUGGGUGUCCAGCUCACAGAAACACAUCAUGGAUUUGAUUAAGGAAAUCGGACUGGAAACCUACCCACAAUACACCAAGGGGUUAAAGUUUAUGCAAGUUGAGAGUGCAAAGGUCAAAAGCUACAAGUCUGAUAUCCCGUCUCUUUCAUGGUUGUCUCUUAUUGAUCUUCAGCUCUUUGUCAUGAAGAUGGAUAGACUGUAUAAGGAGAUCGACAGCACAGACCCGUAUAAUUGCAGCAGAGGCGAGGAGUGGGAUAGUAAAACUCUAGAAACCUUCAUGAAGGAAUCAUUAUGGACAGAGGGUGCUUAUAAGACAUUGGAGAUUGCCGCUCGUACAGGAAACGGCAUGGAGCUGUCUCAGAAUUCCACUCUCUUCUUCCUCAAUGCAAUUGCAGGUGCAGGCGGAUUCAUGGCUUUACUCGGGAUGGACGAAAAUCAAGCCCAGGGUUUAAAGGUCAAGGGAGGAACGCAGCAAAUCUCAAAGAUUUUGGCCGAGAAAGUCGGAUCAGAAAAUGUACUGUUAGAGCAUGCUGUCCAGGAAGUGGUACAGCAUGAGCAAGGUAUUCAACUGAAGUGCAAGAACGGAUUGACAGUGAGUUGUAAGCGAGCAGUGAUUGCCGCGCCUCCAAUGGUUACAAGAAAAAUACUGUUUGAGCCGCCGCUGUCAAGGGAACGACGAGAGAUCGAGAAAUGGAUGCUUUGGAAUCUCAUCAAAGUGAUCAUAACAUAUAAGGAGGCCUUCUGGAAGGCACAUGGUCAGUCAGGAGAGGCUGUGACGUAUGGUGGGCCAAGUGACGUAACAGGAUGUGACGUAGGCCCACUUUCUGCUGUGAUGGAUGCAUCAACCGACUUAAGUCCGGCGUUGGUGACUUUCGUGGCUGGAGAUCAGGCUAUACAAUGGAGUAAACAGGAUGCACAAGUAAGAAAAAGAGCGGUACUAAAAUCAUUGUCAGAUUUUUUCGGACCGGAAGCGGAAAACUGCCUCGAUUACAUGGAAAAGGACUGGAGUAACGAACGAUACAUAGAGGGCGCUAUAGCAGGCGUCAGUACUGGAGCAAUGAAAUACUUCUCUUCCGGUCUCCGGGAUCCGCAAGGGAGGAUACAUUUUGCCGGGUCUGAGAGCGCUACUGUAUGGGACGGAUAUAUGUCGGGGGGAGUCCAGGCUGGUAUCCGAGCAGCCACGGAAAUCUUGUAUCAUCUCCGGCCUGGCGCUGUCUCCGGAGUUGAACUGUCUGGAACCGCUUACAGUCCGUCACACAAACCUCCAAGGCAUUUAAAAAGAAAAGUGAAACCAUCCUAUAUAACCCGAACUUUGACCUUAACACUUUUAGUGGGCGUGGUGGCGCUGCUGUUCCGGAUGUUCGUUUCCGAAAACUAGCAAAACCGUGUGUUUUUGAAAAUAUUCAGGAAAAUUAUUUUUUUACAGAUGAUUUACAUAUAAUCUAGUGCUUUUUUUUUAACUUUUUGCUUUUGAAGUUUGCGAUAAGGACUGUUUAGCCUGCUGUCAGUAUGUGACCAGUGAGGCGUCUUGGUCAUAGGAGCAUGUACAGCAUUUCACUGUGAUAAUAUUUUACGCGGACAUGUUACCAUGGAAACUAAUCAGUAUCAGUUCUGAGAUUAACUCAUUAAACAGGACUGAAAGAAAUGUUUGAGAUAUAUGUGAAUAUACGUAAUUAAAUUAUUUACCUGGAAACAUUGAAGUAACAAUACAGAUAAUUACAUUAAAACCAAGACUUUACCGACAUUGUAUGGGACUGGGUCAAUGUGUCUGAUACGCCAGUGUGUCGGUAAAGUCUCUGUUGACAAUGACAGUGGGGCAUGUUGCCGAACAGAUAUUAAAGAAUAUGGUUAAAAUCAGUCGACGGUAAAGUCAAUAUCGGCAAUAACAGUGGAACCCAUCACGGUUCUGGUGGUUAUGGCCGAAUUAAAUGAUGUCAUUUACAUCAGUGUUCGGUUAAGUCAGGCACCACCGUAUCAGAGGUUGUUUAAUUAUCAGCAUUUUCUUAUUAAAUAUGGAAUGGUGUAAUAAAUAACUGUGAUUCAUUAUAAAUCUGAGACUAAAAUGGAAAUGGUAUAUUCAUAAACAGUCGGCAAGUCUAAAUAUAAGUCUGUCAACUCUUGUUUUAAUUACUCAUUUUCAAUUAGUCAAAUGAAAUAUGACUGGUAAUGAUUCAUCUACUAUCAGAGCUUCUGACCUACGUACAAUAUGAGAUUAUCAUGUUUUGACUACGAGCGAAGAACAGAUGAGACAUUAUCGUCCGGCUGGGCGUGACUAUGCAUGUCUUUCUAUAAUCAGGCGCCAUAUUUGUUUAUGAAGGAAGUUUCAUUUCGGUUAUUAACCGUAUUUAACCUAAUAAGGACACAAGGCGCGAGUAAUUGACUGUGAGGGCCCUUAUUAAGGUUGGUUAUUCUGAAGUUUUAUGAAACAGACUAUACCUUAUAGAAAAUUGAACACAAAAAAAAAAUUAGCAAAUCAUUUUCACAUAGAUUAUUAAACACCAUUUUGACACUCAGUAAAAAGGGUUUUUUUCCUGGAAAAAAAUAGGGCUCCCUUAUUUGGUCAGGCGUCCUAAUUAAGUCAUAUACGGUACCAGUAUCGGAAUCAUGUAUUCUUUCAGCUUUAUUUUAGUAAUUAUAUGCUAAUACAUUGUUUGUCUUUUGUACGAUCCUUUGGGAUUACAGGUGGCACACACUGUCACUGAUCAUUAAGUCCCCGAGGUUUAUCAUAACCUAUCUGUCACGUUUUAAGGGACAUUUGUAUUAGUGACUCAGCUCAGAAUAUACACAUGUGUUUUACCUUCCUUUGAAAUCCACUAUUGCAAACUGUGAAAUUUAUUACAGCAUGGUCUGUUUGCAUCUUCCGAUCUAGAUUUUGACAUUUCUUGUGGCGUUUGUUAAGUUUUCCGUCGCCGUAUGACCACUUGUAAGCCAUUUACAUCACUGAUGAGUCCUGGAUGGACAAAACAGUUAUACACCACAGUUUAAUUAUUGGCGCAUGUGUGUCUAACUUAAAAUUGUUUUGAAAUGUGCUUAUAUUAUGUGUGUUUUACAACCCAUCGCAGGAUGAUGCAAAUUGUGAGAGCGAAGUACUUUAAUGCUGAUGUAAUUGGAGUGAUGCAAAUGUUUAUGAGAUUCAUUAAUGUGUAAAUUUUGACGAACAAUUGAUAAUUUGUUUAGUAAUCAUUUAUUGGCCGAAUGGACAGCUGAACAGCAUAGCAAUUAUUGAAUGAAGAAUUUCGUUUUCAAAUGAUCUUGUGUCCACCAGAUGUGUUAUAACCCUAUGUUCGAUAAUCGCCCAUUGGUCAAAGUGUUUCACGUGACUUAUGAAAAGUAAUAGAAUAUGGAAUUUGAACUUAAAAGUAAGAUUUGUUCUGCUAGAGACAGCUAUUUAAUUGCUCAUGCAAAGUAUUUAUUCCUAAAAUUCUGACAAUACAUACAUGGAUUUUAUGUAUAAUUCAUGGGUGUAUCUCUUUUGUUUUUUUACAAAGGAUAUAUGGUAUUUACAAUCUAUAUAUUCAUCAUUCAGUAAUCGAAAUGAUAAGUAUAUCUUUAUAAAUUUGCUUUACACUCAUUUUUUUUGUUUCUCACCAGAUUAUUGUACAAAUGAUUAAUCAGCGCUGUCGAUAUUUAUAAUGUUGGUAUGCCUUCAAGAGUUUGUUUGUUUGACGCUGCACAAUUACUGCCAAUAUUUAUAAGGUUGUUAUGCCUUCGAGAAAUUUUCUGACGCUGCACCAUUGCUUCCUAUUUCUAUAAUGUUCGAGAAGUCAAUGUAACAUAUAAUUGAGCCUCAUCUUUUUUUUGCAAUAUGACUUACACAAACUUUAUUGCAUAAUAUAUACAAUAAAUAAUUUGAUUCUGGAAAAUGUCUGUAUUAUUUCUUAAAACCGUUUUAAAUUGAUGAAUGCAAAUGAACACGCCCUGAUUUUUUAUCAGUGGUAAAUUGCAAAAUAUGUUUCAGUAAAGUAGGUUUUACUUAAGUGAAAAUAUUCAUUCACAUGGACAUCGAACUUAAUUGUUUGGUAUGAAACUAUCUUUCUAUCAAUGAAUACAGACAUGAUGUAAACUAACUAAUUACGGAUUUGAAUGAAACUGUAUGCGACGCCUCAAUUAGUCAUUAUGGAUAGCGAACCGGUUAAGAUCAAAGAUCAAAUAAUUCCGAUUUACAGCAUGACCUGUCAAUCAAGUUAUCUGAAGACAAUCAAUACUUUUAGUAAAUUCAAGUUACCUCCCUUUCAAUAUAACUGAAGGAAUAAAUGUAGAGUUUCAAGAUAUCUUCCCUUCACAUCGGGUUACUUCCGUUUGAUUAGAGGGACAGGAUUUUGGCGACAAUUUCUAAGUGGUAAAGUCUGUGACAUCCACAUAUGAUCGAGCUGAAAUACCCGUCCCUUCCAUUUCUUUUUACAUAAUGAAUUGUUUUGUUCCU
Molecule: messenger RNA, 4676 nt
Organism: Pecten maximus
Lineage: Eukaryota; Metazoa; Mollusca; Bivalvia; Pectinida; Pectinidae
Product: probable flavin-containing monoamine oxidase A
Molecular function (GO): oxidoreductase activity
Source: RefSeq, a predicted model, not a curated record